AUGAAAUAAGCAGAAGAACAAUACUAAAAUCUUUAUAAACUGUAACCAGAAACAGUGACAACUCCUGAAAUAUAAGGCUAUGAUUUUAAUCAAGGAGUUAAUUUUGAUGCUCUCUUAAAAUCUUAUGCUAACUUCGGAUUACAAGCAUCUUAAUUAAGCACUGCUAUUGAUUAAAUUAAUAAAAUGAUCCAUUGGCGAUUAGGUCCAAAUGAUGAUAAUGAUGAUCCAAAUACUAGAUGUACCAUUUUUUUAGGCUACACUAGUAAUAUGGUAUCUUCUGGCAAUAGAGAUUUAAUCAGAUACUUAGCUUAACAUAAAAUGAUUGAUGCAAUAGUGACUACAGCAGGAGCAAUAGAAGAAGAUUUAAUGAAAUGUAUCUCAACUUUUCAUAAAGGAGAUUGGUAAGCGAAUGAUAAAGAGAUAAGAUUAAAAGCAAUUUGUAGGAUAGGUAAUAUUUAUGUUCCUGCAGCAAAUUAUGGUAAACUUGAAGAUUGGCUAAUGCCAAUAUUUUAGGAGAUUUAUAAUGAAAUAAAAGUUAAGAUAAUGAAUAAAAAAAGAUUUAAGUAUAUUAAGAAUAAAAAGAGAAGGGAAGAAUAUGGUCACCGUAAUAAAUGAUAAAAAGAUUUGGAGAGAGAAUAAAUGAUGAAAGAUCAAUAUAUUAUUGGUGUGCUAAGAAUGAUAUUCCAGUAUAUUGUCCUGCAUUAACAGAUGGUGCUAUAGGAG
This is a messenger RNA of Paramecium sonneborni, 723 nucleotides long. Lineage: Eukaryota; Ciliophora; Oligohymenophorea; Peniculida; Parameciidae. The record is from the annotation of a GenBank genome assembly.